UGUCAAGGAAAUCAGUGCAUUUUAUUUAUUGCUUUGCAGUAUUUCAAGAUAAGGGUAUUGGAGUGCUUACCGCUGUGUGACAGACACCGGAUUGGCCAGGCAUAAUGUUAUCACCUCGUUCAAAAAGAUCCUGGUCAAUAUUAUGAGGUAAUACAGUAUAUGAGCUACCAAGGUAAGGGUGCUUCAUUUCUAACUAGAACAGUUUUACAAGGAAGGAUAUGCUUGUGUACAUUCACACUGGAAGGGAUUGUGAUCGUUUUUGGAAGAAAAUAUUUUACUGAUUUCAAAGUCAACAGUGAAGCACGUUUUAUUUACACAGAUGUUUUUUUUCACAAGGAACAGCAAUUUGUGGAUAUAUUACACCUACUAGCUGUGAGAAUUCAGUUCAACAUUUCUAUUUCUAAAAAUGACAUUCAACACAAAAAACAAAUAUGGUGAACACUAUCCAGAUUAUGGCACUGGCAACGAGAUUGGUAUUAUGGACACAAGGCACCAACAUGACUAUCACUCUAGCAGUUUUGAACAGCAAUCUCAAGGUUCCUAUACAGGACAUUACCCAGGAGAAACAUGGCAACAAGAGGAUAGAGUUCAUGGAGCAGCACCUAUGAAUGCAGAGCUUGUCCCAGACUAUGAACAGGAAAACAUUGCCUUCACCAGUCAUGGAAAUCGUUUUGCUCAGUAUAAUGACUCAUACUCAGAUGAUAACCAUAUAAGCCCUCGAGGACAGAGGUUGCUUUUGGAAAAUUUGCAAAAAGAUAGGUCACCAGAUGAACAUUUUUCAAGGGAAAGGUCACCAGAAGAUAGAUUUCCAAGGGGAAGGUCACCUGAAGAUAGAUUUUCAAGGGAAAGGUCACCAGACAACAGUUUUCCAAGGGAAAGGUCACCAGAAGAUAGAUUCCCAAGGGAAAGGUCACCAGAGGACAAAUUUCGAAGGGAAGGGUCACUUGAAGAUGGAUUUUCAAGGGAAAAGUCACAUGGUAAAUUGGUAACAAAGCAAAAACUACCAUGGGAAAGAUAUAAUGAUCAUGAUGCAACCUAUGAAUUUGAGAAUUCACAGGAAACAAUGGAAUCGCCUUGGUUCAAUGAUGGAAACCAUGAAAUGUCAAGGUCAUUGGUAACACAAAGCCAGGAAGGUGACAGACAAGAAAUAUUGUAUGAAGAAAUAGACAACCCUGGAUUUGUAGGGUCGGAUGAUGCUGACUUUCAGACAGAGCAGGAAGUUCUUGAUGUCAACUACAGAAGCAACCGCAAUAAUUUUGACUUCUUGGAUGGAACACAAACAAAGAUAUUUCGAAGAAAAAGUAAAAAGUUUCUUGAAUCCAUACAAGGUAAUGAUGACAUUAGCUUGUCAGAUGGAGCUGAUGUAUGUGAUUACCUUCCAAGCCAUCAGCAAAAAGAAAAACAACCACUGCGUGACAAAUUGACACUGCUGCGAGAACAGAAAUCAUUGCAUGGUGUAGUGUCAGUGUACAGAGAUCAAAUUGUUAGAGUUCCUGUGACUGAAGCAACUAGGUUGAAAGCUUGGCAUCACAGACAGAAACAGUCAUGGCAAAGAUUCAAACUUCAUGCAAGGAGCUGGAUCUAUCAACUGGAGCCCUGGUCUGGAGCACUGAAGGAAGUAGAAGGUCAGUUUGGGACUGCCAUCAUGGGCUAUUUCCGGUUUGUUCGCUGGCUCAUGUUCCUGAACAUGUACAUCUGUCUGGUGAACAUCUGUCUGACCCUUGUGCCCUAUUUUGCUUUGUACAAGUCUCCAAGUAACUUCACCUCCUCCUUGAUAGGACUGAACACCACAUUCUUUCAGGCGGAGGCUGUGGACUGUACCCAUGGCUACAAGGAGGAACUCAAUGAUGUGAGAUCUGCGGGCCCUGAUGUGUUCAGCGAUAUCCUUCACUUUUUACAGGGCACUGGCUGGAUGGAGGACACUGUGUUAUUUUAUGGGGCUUUUUUCAACAAGACCUACCUUAGUCCUAUACAUGGUGAAAGGGAGACCUACCACAUGGGGCUGUCAUACCUCCUCGCCACAGGUGUUUCCUUCAUCAUCAGCUUCUUUGUCAUUGUCAAAAACUCCUCGAAGGGAUUGAAGGACACGGCGGUGAUCCAUGGUGCCACCAUGGCCAUGUACUCUAACAAAGUACUGACAGGCUGGGACUUCUGUAUCUCACAGGCCAAGGCUGCUAAAACUAAGCACAGCAACAUAAGUGGAGAAUUCAAGAAAGACUUGGAAAUCCAGCGUUUUAUGUGGAAGAUGGAAAACCGGACGACAGGUGACAAAAUCAAGCUGUACCUUUUACGAACAGUUAUCAAUAUUCUAAUGGUUUUCUUACUUGGAGGAUCCUUAUAUCUCAUCUAUUUAUCUUUUUCACAACUUCUCGUGCUACAAGAGCAGUUCAAUGACACGACCCCAGCACUCGUGUUUGUUAUCCAGUACAUACCCUCCGUGACAAUCACACUCCUUAAUAUCAUCGUACCAAUUGUCUUCAAGAAAGUUGUCCUUCUGGAGGAUUACACGCCAUCGUUUGAGAUGAUCAUGACACUCCUGAGAACGAUUCUGCUGCGUCUCUCCUCCCUGGGUGUGUUGUUGAUAUCUAUAUAUCAGCUCCUACAAAGUGAUGAUCCACAGUAUGAAUACAUGUGUGGCAACAAGAGGUGGUCAUCCAGCCUGGCCUCCAACACCUCCACCAAUGUCUCAGCUGGCAGUAUCAUCAAGUGUUGGGAGACUUAUGUUGGACAGCAGAUCUACAAACUGGUUAUCCUCGACUUCCUUGUCCUCAUCAUUGUCACCUUCAUCGUCGAGCUUCCAAGAAGGCUAGUGUACAAUACAUUCAGUAAGAGGUUCAAACUGAUCGACAUGGUGGGCUUGCCUGAAGUAGAUCUACCCAAGGUGGUUCUAGAUAUUGUUUAUGCACAAACUCUUUGUUGGAUGGGUCUCUUCUUCAGUCCUUUGAUACCAUUCAUGUGUUUCCUGAAGUGUUUUAUUGUGUUUUAUGUCAAAAAGUUUACUCUGUUAAACAACUACGUGGCUCCCACUCGUCCUUACAGAACAACACAUUCCAACUCCCUCUUCAUAGGCAUGCUCUUCAUCUCCUUCCUGAUGGCAGCCAUCCCCAUCACCUACAUGGUUGGCAACUUUAACCCUUCCCAGAGCUGUGGCCCAUUCCGUGUAUACGCCACCAACCAUACUGUAUUCUUUGACACCGUGGCACAUGUUAUCUUGGAAUGGCCUCAAGAGGCUCAGGAUGUGUUUUUCUUCCUUGGCAAGACCAAUUUCUUUAUACCAGCAAUACUAGUGAUGUGCUUAAUCAUGUAUUACUACUGGGCGGUCAAGGAGGGACUAACAAAGAUGGAGAAAAUGCUUCAGGAACAAUUGAAAUUGGAGGGGCGUGAUAAGCAGUUCCUGUUGGCACGUGUCAAUGAGAUAGUGCAACACAUGGACACAGGGGGCGCCACUAAUGGAUGAAGGGUAUCACGUAGUGCAACACAUGAACACAGGGGGCGCCACUAAUGGAUGAAGGGUAUCACAAAGUGCAACACAUGAACACAGGGGGCGCCACUAAUGGAUGAGGGGAUCAAAUAGUGGAACAC
Mizuhopecten yessoensis (Yesso scallop) is the source of this 3582-nucleotide messenger RNA. Its product is annotated as transmembrane channel-like protein 7. NCBI's taxonomy places the organism in Eukaryota, Metazoa, Mollusca, Bivalvia, Pectinida, Pectinidae. The transcript is spliced from 16 exons. The record is from RefSeq and is a predicted model, not a curated record. Gene Ontology annotation, cellular component: plasma membrane. Gene Ontology annotation, molecular function: mechanosensitive monoatomic ion channel activity. The coding region runs from base 407 to 3457 and encodes 1016 amino acids.